AUGUUCUAUUCUAUCACGAAACCAAUAUUGUAUACACGUUUUAUUUUAUCUAUUGUCAUAUACUUAUUUUGUCUCUCUGUUCAUAUCUAUCUAUCUAUCUAUCUAUCUAUCUAUCUAUCUAUCUAUCUAUCUAUCUAUCUAUCUGCGAGAGGCAUUGAAAAGUAUUUUUCUGUCCAUAUCUAUCUAUCUAUCUAUCUAUCUAUGUUCAUUAACUAUCUACAGGUCGACUCAAUCAAAAACAAACAAAUCUAUCUAUCUAUCUAUCUAUCUAUCUAUCUAUCUAUCUAUCUAUCUAUCUAUCUAUCAUUUCGUCUAAAUCUAUCUAUCUAUCUAUCUAUCUAUCUAUCUAUCACAGGCUAUAUCUAUCUAUCUAUCUAUCUAUCUAUCUAUCUAUCUAUCUAUCUAUUUACGAAGUCAUACAUUUAUUUCAUAUCUAUGUAUCUAUCUAUAUCAGCCUGUUCACAUCUAUCUAUGUCAGUCAGUUCAUAUCUAUCUAUCUAUCUAUCUAUCUCUGUUUAUAUCUAUCUAACUUGUUCUUUCUAUCUCCACACUCUCUAG
This is a messenger RNA of Acanthosepion pharaonis, 558 nucleotides long. The record is from the annotation of a GenBank genome assembly. NCBI's taxonomy places the organism in Eukaryota, Metazoa, Mollusca, Cephalopoda, Sepiida, Sepiidae.